AUGCAGUCUUUGCAGCACAUGCCGCUACUCCAAAAGCAUAUCAUCAACGAAGGCACAUUGUUCGACCGCCACUACUGCACCGUCAGUAUCUGCUGUCCCAGCAGGGUCAAUUUGUGGACUGGUCUGACGGCUCAUCACAACGACGUCACCGACUUGACGCCACCGUAUGGUGGAUAUCCCAAGUUCGUACAACAAGGCCUGAACGAGAAUUGGCUCCCAGUCUGGUUACAGCAGCUCGGCUACAACACCUACUACACCGGCAAACUGUUCAAUCACCAUACCGUGCAAAACUAUGGCGAUCCACUCGUCAACGGCUUCAACGGCAGCGACUUCUUGCUGGAUCCAUACACGUAUGAGUACUUCAAUGCGCACAUGGCCCGCAAUGGGGAGGAACCACUUGGCUACGAAGGACACUACUCGCCAGAUGUCGUCGCUCAGAAAGCCUACGGUUUCCUUGAAGAAGCAGUGCUGCACGAGGCGCCGUUGUUCCUCGCAGUAGCGCCUAUCGCGCCGCACUCGAACAUGCAUAUCAACUUCGAAAAGGGCGAGCUCAGCAGAGAUGCCGCAUUCUACGCCGAACGUCACGCACAUCUCUUCAAGGAGUACAAGAUCCCGCGCACGGCCAAUUUCAAUCCAGACGUGUCCAGUGGCGUCAGUUGGGUGAAAGAGCUUCCCAAAUUGAACGACACCGUGAUUGAGUACCACGACGAGUUCCAGCGAUCACGGCUCCGCUCUCUGCAGUCAGUAGACGAGAUGGUCGAGGAAGUGGUUCACAGGUUGGAAGCCCAUGGACUUCUUCACAACACGUACAUCUUCUACACUACUGACAACGGCUACCACAUCGGACAACACCGCGUUCCUCCGGGCAAAGAGUGCCCGUUCGAAGAAGACAUCCAUAUUCCUCUCGCAGUGCGAGGACCAGGUGUUCCAGCAGGACAUACGGCAAAUGUUGUCAGCUCACACACGGACCUGACGCCAACGCUGCUGAAGCUUGCCGGCAAAGAUCGACCAGAUCUUGAUGGUACGCCCAUACCGCUGAACAAGGCGGAAUUUCUCGAACCGCAAUCUGGAGAGCACGUGAACGUCGAAUUCUGGGGCCGUGCUCUUGGUGAAGGCAAGUACGGUUGGGUCGGGAACGAUACCUGGGGUAAUCUGGGUGCAAUCGCGGCCAGGAACAAUACCUACAAAGCGCUCCGGGUCGUGAGCGAACGCUAUUCCUUUCUGUACACUGUGUACUGUACCGGAGAGCGCGAGUUCUACGACGUCCAUCGAGAUCAAUACCAGAUGCACAACCUUCUGGACAAAGACCACGCACGCCUUGCGGAGGGCUAUACCAUCGCGGGCCGAUCUUUCGAACGUAUCAUGGAUCGCGUCGAUGCUCUACUCAUGGUGACUAAGUCCUGCAAAGGACGAACAUGCCAUCGGCCAUGGGAUGUUCUUCACCCAGACGACAAGGUGCGAUCUUUGGAAGCCGCAUUGGAUACUGCCUUUGAUCACUUUUACAAAGAGCAACCAAGAGUCAGCUUCUCCUCGUGCCCGCUGGGUCACAUUAUCAGCGAAGAAGGCCCCCAAGAUGUGAAUGUCUGGAACAGUGUAGAGCAACACCCGGUCGAUGGCGGCCAACAGCCACUGCAGCUACCGGGUCACUGGAGCUGGUGGACGUGA
Molecule: messenger RNA, 1665 nt
Organism: Fulvia fulva
Lineage: Eukaryota; Fungi; Ascomycota; Dothideomycetes; Mycosphaerellales; Mycosphaerellaceae
Product: Arylsulfatase
Exons: 2
Coding region: 1-1665 (554 amino acids)
Biological process (GO): phenol-containing compound metabolic process
Molecular function (GO): arylsulfatase activity; glycosaminoglycan binding; N-acetylglucosamine-6-sulfatase activity
Source: RefSeq, a predicted model, not a curated record